Molecule: messenger RNA, 3200 nt
Organism: Venturia canescens
Lineage: Eukaryota; Metazoa; Arthropoda; Insecta; Hymenoptera; Ichneumonidae
Product: acyl-CoA Delta-9 desaturase-like
Exons: 6
Coding region: 472-1542 (356 amino acids)
Biological process (GO): unsaturated fatty acid biosynthetic process
Cellular component (GO): endoplasmic reticulum membrane
Molecular function (GO): iron ion binding; stearoyl-CoA 9-desaturase activity
Source: RefSeq, a predicted model, not a curated record
CAGUCAUCCCCGGCAGAAGUGUAUUCCAUACACAUGUUCAACACAAAAGAGUCUUUUGGACGAAUGUCUUCGGGUGAAUACGUUUGAAAUGCAGAGAAAGCGAAGUAAAUAAUACGGCAACACGUGCCAAUUGACCCUUUCGAAGGAUAUUCGCGAGAUUCGGUGUGCCAAGGUUCGAGUAGCGUGUAUCGUCGGCGGUCUAGACGCGACUCUAUCGAAAGGGAAGGCGAGCUCGUCGGAGCUUUUCGUUUUCAUUCAACCUGUGACAACGACGUUAUCGACGUGGUGUGAGAAUAAUAAAGGAAUGCCAAAUGGAAAUGCAGACUUGCUGGAACUACGCAGCACUCGGAGAUGAGUCAGAAAAACAGCAUCCGAAAAUCGGCCUAAACUUUUCUUCGUAAAAUCACGUGAUCGUCCCACAACUGUCGACUCGACGCUCGAGCGAGGAGAGGUUUAAGGAGCAAAGAAAAAAUGCCGCCGACAGAAACGAUGACUGUCAAGGAAAUAGAGGACGCGGAGGACAUGGCGGGCAUCGAUGACCUCGUCAAGGACGAGCACGUCGAUGAAAUCGAUAACUCAUCGAGCAAGGAUCACCCGACAGGACCAUUCGGCUUCAAAACACCCAUCAUAUGGUCAAACGUCGUCCGGAUUUUCGGGUUUCACUUCGUAGCUCUCUACGGCCUACUCACGGUUGUCCCGUUGGAGCACAAGCUAUUGACACUAUGGAGUUGCUUCAUGUGCGGGACCGCGGGUUUUGGAGUUACUGGUGGAGCGCAUCGUUAUUGGACGCAUCGAUCGUACAAGGCGAACAUGCCGCUUCGUAUAAUUCUACUAAUCGCUUACCUCACUGCUGGCGAAAAUUCGAUAUACGAUUGGGUUCGAGAUCACAGAGUGCAUCACAAAUACACGGAAACCGACGCGGAUCCUCACAACAGUAAAAGAGGCUUUUUCUUCGCCCACGUCGGCUGGCUCAUGAUGAAAAAACACCCGGAAGUCUUGAGACGAGGUCGUAUGAUCGACAUGAGCGACGUGCUCGCUGAUCCUGUUGUCCGCUUUUCUCAAAAAUAUUUUGGGUUCCUCAAACUAAUGGUCUGCUUCGUGAUUCCGAUACUAAUUCCUGUAUAUCUGUGGAACGAAGAUUGGUAUCACGCCAUAAUAUCGCAGGCGUUUAUACGAUACGUGGUGUUUCUGAAUUUUUCAUGGUCCGUCAACAGCUUCGCGCAUAUCUGGGGUUAUCGGAGCUACGACAAAACAAUAUCACCGGCCGAGAACAAAUACGUUUCGCUGUUCAGCAUGGGCGAGGGUUGGCACAACUAUCACCACGUAUUUCCCUGGGAUUACAAAGCUGCCGAGUUUGGUAAUUACGGCUUGAACAUGACAACGAUGUGGAUCGAUUUGUUUGCCAAAUUGGGUUGGGCGUACGACCGUAAAACAGCUUCGGAUGAUCUCAUUAAAAAAGUAUCGCAGAAUAAGGGCGACGGUACUCACCCGAUCUGGGGUGACGUUAAGGCCGAUACCGAAGCCAAAGUAGCCACCGAAUAGCUUUUCAUUUUUCUAGUUAAUCGUUUAACGUAGAUGCUGCUUCGUAGAUUGAGAUUAAAAUGAAGAAAACAGGGGACUUGAGCUAAAGAAAAUAUACGCGAGGGAACAGAAACUGUUGCCACUAAUCAAGCGAACAGGGCCUCGUAGAAUUAGAACAUGAAUUUAAGGUUUACCUAUCGCAGCAGCUAGUCAAGAGACACUCAAUUAUUUCGAAAACUUUAAAUAACCUAUAGAUGAUGGAUUUAUAUAUUAUUUUAUCAGUAUUACGAAAGUUCAUGAUUUUUCGAGUGUGCGUCGUGAUGAUUUAUGGAACAUUAUUUAUUAUCAAGUUUUUUAAUGUCAUUACGACACUCCACGUAAUUACUCGUCUAAAUCGAAGAUUUUUAUUUUCAUUGUUCGGCAAACCUCUUUUUUAUUCAAAAAUGAUGCUCAUCAUUUUUUUUAACAUUUGAGAAUGUUUUUAAAAACAUAUGUAAUCGGGAAAAUUAUUUAUUCAUGGCUCAAAUCUCGGUUGGAGCGCGGUCUCCGUAAGCUGUGUGUUAAAUUUAUAAAUUUUAUCGAUUAUUUAUUGCUGUAAAACUGGUCGAUAAUGCGGACAAAAAUUUUGCAGGCGUUUUCUUGUGUGCUUUAACUAUCAAAUAAACAAGCAUCACGUUUUUAUCUAAUAAUGAAGUUUGCGAUAGGUCAACCUUAAGUGCCAACAUUAUAUUCUUGUGACACACACGUUAUAUUGUAUUGUAGCUUAGACCAAAAUUUUAACGGCACAAAUAAAUAUAUAUUUAUGAGGAAGAUAAUAAUAAACAAAGAAAGCCGAAUGCUCGAACGAACAAGUUCGAUUGAAGAUUAUAAAAAAUGUUAAUUGUUAAGAUAUUAUGAGAGAUUAAUGAACUAAACAAAUCGAGUGUAACCGCACUAUUUAGAGUAAAUUAUUAACUAAAAAACAAAUAUCAAGAGACUCGAUAGAGUCUCGGGACAAGACGACGAGUCCAACGAAAUGAAGGAAAAAAAUAUUUCUAAUUCACCAGUUUUUAAUGGUUGAAAACUACGAAUUGCAAUGUCGCCAGGGAACAAAAUUGAAGAUUAACUGGAAUUGUUCGAGAAUUUUUUAAUAUCAUUUCGUUGGACUCGAGGGUUGCAAAUCAGCGUCAUCGGGACAAGUACGUUGACUGUCGUCUCCUGUCAAUUCUUAGUCAAAUCUUGUUAUUUUUUUCCAUUUUUUUUGUAAAAUUGAUUCGGAGUUGCACAAAUUAUGGAUAUAAAUAUAUAUUUAAAUAUACAAAUGUAUAUGCACGAAUGUGUAUACGAAAAUGAAGGCUGUACAAGAAAAAACAAUCAUUAAUUUACAGUCGUAUCGUCAAUACGUGAUUAAUUGAUCCGCACUGCUCGUUAUUUGAAUAAAUUGAUUUAUAUCGAUAAAGAGAAAAAUCAAUUCCAGUCAAUUGCCGAAUAAAUUGCUUUCAAAGGUCUUCCAUUUGAAGAAAACUUCGAUGAGAGUUUUACGAUAAAAAGUGUUUUAUAAAACUUACCUCCUCGUCUUUGCCCCCCCCCCCCCCCCCCCCCAAAGAAGUUACUUUAUCAAAAAGAAAAGUGAUUAAAAUUUUAGGACUAAAAUGUCUAUUAUUGAAACUGUAGAAAUAAAGGACUAUCGCCACUGAAAA